Molecule: messenger RNA, 612 nt
Organism: Larimichthys crocea (large yellow croaker)
Lineage: Eukaryota; Metazoa; Chordata; Actinopteri; Sciaenidae
Gene: atp5if1a
Product: ATP synthase inhibitory factor subunit 1a
Exons: 3
Coding region: 124-450 (108 amino acids)
Biological process (GO): negative regulation of ATP-dependent activity
Cellular component (GO): mitochondrion
Molecular function (GO): ATPase inhibitor activity
Source: RefSeq, a predicted model, not a curated record
CUUAUCUCCGCCACGCCCCGCCUGAGUCGUUCCCUUCAAGUUUCCGCAUUAUCAGCUACAGGGAAACAGUGGACACAGUGGAGUCAACUUUACACUGUUGCACUCAGUUAACACCGAGCGACCAUGGCAGGGUUCCUUGUGAGAUUAAACCUCAGGAAAUGCAUCGCCUCUCAGAUCAGAAUGGCAUCUGAUCAGCUUGGCGAGUUGGGCAAGGGAGCAGGCAAAGGUGGAGGUGGAGGAGGCUCAGUGAGGGAGGCAGGGGGUGCGUUUGGAAAGCGGCAAGUAGCAGAGGAGGAGCGGUACUUCAGGCAAAAGGAGAAGGAGCAGAUGGAAGCGCUGAGGAAACACCACGCAGAGGAGAUUGAGCACCACAAAAAGGAGAUUGAGCGCCUACAGAAGGAGAUCGACCGCCACAAGGGCAAAAUCCGAAAGCUGAAACAUGAUGACUGAAGAAGGGAAGCAUGUUAUCGUUUCUCUUCCUGAAAGUCAGCCCAUUUUCUUUGCCAGGUCAAUGAUUAUUAGUUAUUGAUUGAUUCCAAUGCUGGUCAAGAAAGAGCCUGUAUGACAUUUCAUACUGACAAUAAUUCAACAAUAAAGUGCUUCAAUUUUGAA